Molecule: messenger RNA, 4110 nt
Organism: Perognathus longimembris pacificus (Pacific pocket mouse)
Lineage: Eukaryota; Metazoa; Chordata; Mammalia; Rodentia; Heteromyidae
Gene: Grb10
Product: growth factor receptor bound protein 10
Exons: 17
Coding region: 464-2089 (541 amino acids)
Biological process (GO): negative regulation of insulin receptor signaling pathway; insulin receptor signaling pathway; negative regulation of Wnt signaling pathway
Molecular function (GO): insulin receptor binding
Source: RefSeq, a predicted model, not a curated record
GGAGGCCCCGAGGAGGCAGGAAGGGAAGGGAGCUGCGGCCAGUCGGGCGGGCAGGCUCGACUGUCUGUGACCCGCGGGAGCCCAAAGUUUCCGUGCAGCCUUUGGCAGCGCGGGCCGUCCGGGACCGUCCCACGCACCUCCUUCGCCCCGUGGGGACCCUGCGCCCGCCCGCGGCCACGCGGAGGCGGCGAGGAGCGGCGCCGCGGCAGCUUUGGAGCUGACUCCUUUGGUGAGUGGGAGAAGACAGCCUCGGAGUGUGUUGGAGUGGUGAUUGGUGGGAUCUUCUUCUCUUUUUGGUGGCGCUUGGUGGCCGUCUUGGCAGACGGAUCCUCUGAGCACUUCAUAACAGGACAAAGUGGGCCAGACACCUUCUCACCCAAAGGACACAGCAGGGUCUAGGAUCCCGGCAAAAUUUCACCACCUAGCACGUCAUCCAGGUUAUGACGUGGGCCUGAACGUAGUAAUGAGUGACAUAAGUGAAUCCAUGGAAAGCCUUUACUCAGCCUGCAACAUGCAGUCCGACACGGUGCCGCUUCUGCAGAACGGCCAGCAUGCCCGCAGCCAGCCUCCGGCUCCAGGGCCGCGCCCUGCGCAGCCUCAGGCGUCCCCGAGACAGCGCGUGCAGCGUUCACAGCCUGUGCACAUCCUUGCUGUCAGGCGCCUUCAAGAGGAGGACCAGCAGUUCAGGACCUCAUCUCUGCCAGCCAUCCCCAACCCAUUUCCUGAAUUGUGUGGCAGCAGCGGUGCUGGGAGUUCCCCUGCGCUCCCACCAGGCUCUUUCCCUCCGAAUCAGCCGCCCCCGAAGCAGGAUGUUAAAGUCUUUAGUGAAGAUGGAACAAGCAAAGUCGUGGAGAUUCUAGCGGACAUGACGGCCAGGGACCUGUGCCAGUUGCUGGUUUACAAAAGCCAUUGUGUGGAUGACAACAGCUGGACACUUGUGGAGCACCACCCACAUCUCGGAUUAGAACGGUGCUUGGAAGACCAUGAGCUGGUGGUUCAGGUAGAGGGCACCAUGGCAAGUGAGAGCAAAUUUUUGUUCAGGAAGAACUACGCAAAGUAUGAGUUCUUUAAGAAUCCAGUGAAUUUCUUUCCAGAACAAAUGGUUACUUGGUGCCAGCAGUCGAAUGGCAGUCAAUCCCAGCUCUUACAGAAUUUUCUCAACUCCAGUAGUUGCCCUGAGAUUCAAGGAUUUUUGCAUGUGAAGGAGCUGGGAAGAAAGUCGUGGAAAAAACUGUAUGUGUGCCUGCGUAGAUCUGGCCUCUACUGUUCCACAAAGGGAACUUCGAAGGAGCCCAGACACCUGCAGCUGCUGGCUGACCUGGAGGACAGCAACAUCUUCACUCUGAUUUCUGGGAAGAAGCAGUAUAGUGCCCCCACCGACCAUGGGCUCUGCAUCAAGCCAAACAAAGUGAGGAAUGAAGCUAAAGAGCUGAGACUGCUCUGUGCCGAAGAUGAGCAAGCCCGGAUGUGCUGGAUGACAGCAUUCAGACUCCUGAAGUAUGGAAUGCUCCUCUACCAGAAUUACCGCAUCCCUCAGCAGAGGAAAGCCUUGCUGUCUCCUUUCUCCACGCCUGUGCGCAGUGUGUCUGAGAACUCUCUCGUGGCAAUGGAUUUUUCUGGGCAAACAGGAAGAGUGAUAGAUAAUCCAGCUGAAGCCCAGAGUGCUGCCCUGGAAGAGGGCCAUGCCUGGAGGAAGAGAAGCAUGAGGAUGAAUAUGCUGGGAAGCCAAAGCCCCCUGCACCCUACCUCCAUUAAUGCAGUGAUUCACAGGACCCAGCACUGGUUUCAUGGCCGCAUCUCCAGGGAGGAAUCUCACAGGAUCAUCAAGCAGCAAGGCCUUGUGGAUGGGCUUUUUCUCCUCCGUGACAGCCAGAGUAAUCCAAAGGCAUUUGUCCUCACACUGUGUCAUCACCAGAAAAUUAAAAAUUUCCAGAUCCUGCCUUGCGAGGAUGAUGGGCAGACCUUCUUCACCCUGGAUGACGGCAACACCAAGUUUUCCGAUCUGAUCCAGCUGGUUGAUUUUUACCAGCUCAACAAGGGGGUGCUGCCGUGCAAGCUGAAGCACCACUGCAUCCGAGUGGCCUUAUGACCUCCCAAACGUCCUCUCGAUGGAGAAAGGAGGAGAGAGAACACUGGAAUGAAGAGGAAGAGGUCUGCGUGAGAAUUGAGAAUACACAUCUAUUUCACACCCUAAGAUUCAGAAUGCUGUGGGUUUGUUCAAUGCCAACCCACCAAGAUUGAUUAGUUUGUUGGACUUUGAGAUGCUUUGCUGUUGCGGAUGCAACAGCAUUGCCUCCCUCUGCGCCAGCCACACGGGGGGGGGGGGGGGGGGGGGGGGGGAGGGACGACAGAUCCAGCGCAAGUGUGAGAAUCAACUGGAAUGACCAUCUUGGCUGGGCCACUUAGAAAUGAGAACCAGAUAGAAGUGAUUGGAAAUGAACUCUUGCCCUGGGAUAAUCUUGACAAUUAAAACCGAUAUGUUUACUUUUUUUGUAUUGAUCACUUUUUGCACUCCUUCUUCGUUGUCAAUAUUGUAUUCACCCUGUGGUAGGAGGGGAUGUGGCUUUUUUGAGUCCAAUGAGAGAAAACAAACAAACAAAAUGUGUUUUGUAUUGGCAGAUUUCAGACUGAAAAUGAGUCUCCACAAAGGGUUCCAUAGGACAACUAGCACCCACUGAGGUUGCCACAGUGUGGAUUUGGCUCCCAAAUUAUAGACCACCCCCAACCCUUCCCAGUAUACUUGAAAAGCUUUUUCUUCUUCUUCUUUUUCAAAAAACAACAACAAAAAACAAGUGUCAACUGUGGUCGGCAUCACAUUUUGUGGACUCAGUCAGACUCCCACUCUCUGUCAGUCAUUGCUCUAGUGCAAGUGUCUGGUCCCUUUGUUAUUCCCUUGUCUAGUGCGGGAGACUAUUACUUAGAAAAGCCUACUUCCCCCCACCCUCCCCCCAAACACAUACACACAUACACACACACACACAUACACACACACAAAAAAAAAAACAUGGCUGAAUGACCUCACUGCUAAACUGGCCCAUGCCAGCCUUCUUGAGACACUGGCACUCUCCGUCGGCUGACGGUGAAUCCCAGCUAGUCUGCCCGGGGCAUCCUCAGCCUCGUGUUGUCUAACCACACGCUGGUCUAGAAUGACCACUGCCUUAGCCUCUGCAGUGGCCUGAGUCAUUUCCUGACUGAUCUCCCUCCGGGGAUUAGAGGAUCUUCAAAGAAAAUGGCUCCUGCGUGGCUUUGUGUCCCCAUGGUUUCCAUGGUGAUAAAGACUGGGAACACUGCAGGCACGGGCAUGACCUUUAAAGGUCUUUGCUUCAUGACCUCCGUGCCCUGCUGGAAACCCCCCUAAGCCAGCAGAUGCAGGUGUCCAGCGGCGCUUCUCUGCUGAGUGGUAGCGCCCGUGCUGUAGGCACCAAUUUUGAAUAACGUGAUACUUGCCUCCCAUCCUGGGAGUUGAAUCAAACAGUGGCUUGAGCUAUCACUGGGUCCCCCCUGAGUCCCACAAUGGACCCUUUGCCAUGUUUCCUUCAUUGAAUUGUCAGGUGUGAGGUGACCAUUUCCUUCCACUUGAGCCCAGAAACACAGGCAGCGCUUGUGUGUCAAGCAUUAGAUGCAGCCGUGGUGAGCAGAAAGCUUUCCAUUUCCAACAGCCCCCACGGCUGUCCCCUGCACUUAUUGUGCUCACCCCUGGAUUCCCUGAAUCCAGUCCACUGAAGUGCUCCCUAAGGAACCGCAUUUCCUAGGUCCUGUCUUAGGCCCCUGGAGUGGAGGGUAGCCGUGUGACCAGCGUCACUAAGGCAGAUUUGAUGCUAGCCAGUCUGCAGCAUAGAAACACUGUGUUUCAGUUUAAAAGCCACACUCCGGUUUCCAUGAAAUGCCUCCUUACACAAAUGAAGAAUUUUCUUUUGGUUUUUGUGUUUUGAGUAAAACAUGUUCUCAAAUCAUAUGAACUGUUUUUUUGUUUUUUUUCUUCUCGCAGUUAACCAUUCAAAUGAUUGACAGUGAGGUCAUUCUCAAGUUCAUGCCUAGCUGCAUGUUCCCGCUGAUCUUCACGUCCAACAUUGUCCCUUUUCCUCUUGGCUGGUCUGAAGUAAAAACAAA